Molecule: messenger RNA, 692 nt
Organism: Drosophila biarmipes
Lineage: Eukaryota; Metazoa; Arthropoda; Insecta; Diptera; Drosophilidae
Exons: 3
Coding region: 125-682 (185 amino acids)
Source: RefSeq, a predicted model, not a curated record
CGAAAGUUCCGGCGAGUGUUUGUGUGUGUGUGUUGGUGCUCUUGGACAGAUCAAUGGACAAGAUGGAGGUGGCACUGGACUCCAGGAUGCAGUGCAUCAAGAUCCUGUCCAGUUCUAGCUAGAAAUGGAUGGUAUGGUCACUCGAAAAACAGUUGACCGGAAGUUCCUGCGAAGGAUUGUGUGCUUUUGGACAGAUCACUGGAUAAAUAUGGAUGGAUAUGGAGCUUUUGCAAUGAUUACUGGAUGUAUAUACGGAGGUGUAUCAUUGAAGACUCCAGAGCAUCGAAAACGUCUUCAGACAACUGCAAUUCGGAUUUCUGCACAGUUGAAGCCCUCCAACGAAGCUACCAAGAUGCUGAAACAAUCCUUGAUCCUGAUUCUUAUCCUUUGGAUUACUGUUUGCUGUUUCUCCGCUGAACUACCGGGAAAUGCCUACUUGCCGCCUUUGAGGAUUAAACAUACAGUUCCAGAUGAAUCCUUACCGGAAGGCAAUGGCUUUCUCUUCGAUAUUGACCAGGACUCGUUUGAGAGAUAUGCUCCCAUCUUUGUGGACUACCCAGGGAUUCAUCAUCUUCUGAGACAGCAGCAGGAAUACGCCUUGGAUCUGCCCUUCGAGGGAAAACCAUAUGAGCGGAAAAUUCCAGAAGUUGAUAAUGAUUUUGUGGCUAAAAGGAAUUGGUAGAGAGUUUUGU